GAUCCAUUCCAUAUUUCCAAUAACUCACUUCUAAGUUCUAACUGCCGAUUCUCCACUCUCAACUGCAAAAUCAGAGAGAGAAGGUGACGAUUACAGUGAUGGAAGGAAGACGGUUCAGACGGCAAGCAAGAGUUCGAGGUCAGACCAUUUUACCUUUGCGCUCUACUCGCCUCUCCAACACCAUUUCUUGCUGGUAUUGCGACCUUAAGUUUUGUCGUUUCAACGAACCCAUUUACCAAUUUGGGCAGAAAUACGCGAGAUUUUUGAGAGCUUGGUUUGCCGUGGGUGUUGGUUUUACUUUAACUGUGCUGUUUGGAGUCACCAUGAUUCUUAUCUGGGAAUCUGUGGCUACUUUAUGUCUAUCUGAUGGAAGCGAUAAGAUCACUGAUCUUUUUAGCUCCUUAUUAAUUGGUGUUAACCCUACGGUUUUUGGCUUUACGAUGUCUCUUACCAAUGUUGUAUAUUUGGUAGUUUCCACUUUGAUAUCUGUAGCAGUGCAUGAAUUUGGACAUGCUGUUGCUGCUGCAAGUGAAGGAAUACAGCUGGAGUAUAUUGCCAUAUUUCUAGCUGUUCUGUUUCCAGGGGCAUUGGUUGCAUUUAAUUACGAGUUACUGCAUGCUAAGCCACGCUCUACUGCCCUUCGUAUAUAUUGUGCUGGUAUCUGGCACAAUGCUGUGUUUUGUGCAGCCUGUGGAUUGCUAUUGCUGCUAUUGCCUAAUAUUCUUUCUCCUUUCUACAUUCACGGGGAAGGGCCGAUGGUAUUAGGUAUCUCUGGAAACUCACCCGUGUCUGGUUACCUAUCUCCUGGUGAUGUCAUUGUGUCAUUGGAUGGAAUUAAGAUUCACAAUGCACAAGAUUGGGUAGAAAUGGCAAUUUCUCUGGAAAAGCAGACGUUGAUGAACUCUGAGUCCAAGGUUAUGCAAGGAUUGCUAACUGUUAAUAGGAGAACUUAUUGUGUCCCAAGUUCUUUGGUGGAGAAAAGUGUAACUGUUCUCUUGAUGAGUAACCAGUCUACUUGUCCUGAUGAACACUUUGCUUUUGUAUCUGUUCCCUGUUUUGACUCAAGUGCUCAUUCUUCCAACAAAGAGGCAUAUGAUAUUCAGAGAAUUAAUAACAAUGGAUACUGUCUCAAUUCUGCUGAUAUUGUCAAGCUUAAUAGUUGUGGAAGCUUGUGGACAACCGGUGAUAGUAGAAGUAGCUGCAUAUGUUCAGAGAAUGAGCUGUGCUUGUCACCAGUUCAAAUGUCUGGUGUUGUGUGGGUUGAAAUCAUGUAUAGAAGCCCUUAUUCUCUUCAGUGCAUGAAACUUGAAAAUAACCUGACUGCUGUGGAGAGUUCUGAUUCUGGGGAUAACUGUCACAAGACUUUCCUUUUUGUUGGUGAUGUGAUUUCCAUGGCACGUUCAGUGAGUAUGACAUCAUUUCAACCACGUUUCGCUUCCCCUUUUGGCGCAUAUUUAGCAGAUAUGUUAGAGAAGCUUUUUGCGUGCACCUUCCAAGUGUCAGUGGCAUUGGCCCUCCUCAACAGCCUUCCGGUCUACGGUCUCGAUGGUGAAUCAAUCCUGGAGGCAAGCUCUUUUUAUGUAACUGGUUUGAGUCCUGGGAGGAGGAGACUAUUGCUUCAAGCUUCCCUAUUUGGGGGCUCCAUCGUUUCUUGCCUUGUAUUUUUAAGAAUUUUUCUCAUCAAAUCUUGGGAAGAUGAGGUAAUUCUUGGUGGGAUGAAGUCUUCAUAGGGAGAUGUGCCAUUAUAAACCCGAUCAAUAACUGUCCGGCGAACGAGUACAGAGGACACCGGUUCAGCGGAAUGUGUUGCAAGCUUGUUUUGCAGAGGCUCAAAUGACAAUGGAACGAUACGUUGACCGGAGGCUGAUGUUUUGGAGAUCACGAAAGUCGUGAUGUCUUUGAUGCUGAAAGACGAACCGACUAGAUAGCCUAAGCUGUAGGUUACGGCGAGGAGGAUGGCAUAAGAUAGUAUUAUGACAGCAACGGAUAACUUUUCGUUUUCCAUCCGUCUUGGGUAACGAUGAUGGGCGGGAAGCUGCUGGUUUUUCAUGUUGCUUUAACUUGCUUUUCUGAUUUGGUUCGAGUUUUAUGAUUGUGAUGAGUAUGGUUGGUUGAAGACUUUGUAAUUUGGUUGUAAUGGUAUGUAUGCUACGCCACUGUCUAACUAGCAUCAGAUUCUUCUGUGGUAAGAUCUGGUCAUAAUUUGGAACUUUCUUAUAGUAAUAAUGUUGGGACUUUGUCAAGAAUGUAAAUGUAGGAAACUAGGAACCUGUAUGCAUUACUGUAUUUUGAACUGUUAUUCAUGGGUUAUUGUUUUA
Spinacia oleracea (spinach) is the source of this 2318-nucleotide messenger RNA. RefSeq names its product membrane-bound transcription factor site-2 protease homolog. Gene Ontology annotation, cellular component: membrane; cytoplasm. The record is from RefSeq and is a predicted model, not a curated record. NCBI's taxonomy places the organism in Eukaryota, Viridiplantae, Streptophyta, Magnoliopsida, Caryophyllales, Amaranthaceae. The coding region runs from base 99 to 1730 and encodes 543 amino acids. Gene Ontology annotation, molecular function: protein binding; metalloendopeptidase activity. The transcript has 11 exons. Gene Ontology annotation, biological process: membrane protein intracellular domain proteolysis; regulation of response to endoplasmic reticulum stress.